CUAUUGUCGGGUAGGAACCAGUCGUUCUUGCUAUCUCUGUAGUCAGUUGAACACGUCUCUGGUUCCAAAAUGCAUCAAAGUCGCUGUGUUAAGAGAGGACAUGAUAGGACAAUUUACGGGAUGGCCGGUUAUCACGACUAGGGUCUACGGACACUAAAUCAGAGCUCCUCGUCUCGAUCCUGGCGGCGGUUCGGCUUGGACGAGGCAUUAUCUAUUUUCGAUCCAGAUUCAGCAAUGGCAUCGCCCGGCAGUUGGGAAUGAAUCCGCAAUGAUCAGCGACUUGAUCUUGGUGACACCGUUCGAUACAACAGACCCAAAGUUCUUGCUGAGGGACGACACACCAUUCACAACUCGAGUCCAGACCUCGUCCUUGUUACUCCUCUGGUCGUCCUUGGGUUCUUUGACCUCUGCACCUUUCUUUAUCUCCUUGCCGCGCUGGGUCUUCUCGUCCUUCUUAUCCUUUGUCUUAUUCUUGUCAUUAUCUCCAUUGAUCUCAAUGGGUUUAUUUUGCUUGCCACCCUUCCCUGUGCUGUUCUUUUCAUGCCCCAUUGAAAGCUGGUCAGUCUUCACAGUGACCGCAGAAUGUGCCACUAAGAUUAAAGUAAAAAGUUGUACCAGUAACAGAGGAGUCAAGCGUGGUGUCAAUGGCUCCGCUAGCCUAGGAGACAGUAUUUGGAUGCGCAACGCCGUCACGUACCUGGGUCGUGCACCACUGACCCUGCCGAGACAAGGGUUGGGGUGGCAACGACGAAUGCGCUAGAAGCAGCUUUAUGGGAUACUAUCAAUGGUGAUUGAUCGGGUAUAUCGUCAUGUCAAAUAAAAAGCAUUCGGCGGAAUGCGUCAAGUGCGCGCGUAUGCUUAUGUAGUACCUGCGGCUCUGGAACCAAGUUCUUGUUCCUUUCGACGCGCAUCCUCAGCCUGGGGGGCCUGAUUGUGGCCAUCACUCUUCUUGUGGUCGUCACUAUCCAUUUCACUGCGCCGACUGUAUUUUUUCACAGAGGCGGUACCCUUCCCUCUGUAUCGUUCCUGGUUGAUGUGGUCUUGCUUGCGGGAGUUCUUCUCUUCUUGCUCCUUACCAACCUCAUUUCUUCUGGUAUGUU
This is a messenger RNA of Gamsiella multidivaricata, 1100 nucleotides long. RefSeq lists its product as uncharacterized. The record is from RefSeq and is a predicted model, not a curated record. The transcript has a single exon. The coding region runs from base 269 to 760 and encodes 163 amino acids. NCBI's taxonomy places the organism in Eukaryota, Fungi, Mortierellomycota, Mortierellomycetes, Mortierellales, Mortierellaceae.